AUGUGGUUAACGAAAGUUUUCUUUUCAAGCGGUUAUAUCGUUAUACCAGAAAUUCGUCCGUUAACGCCAUUAUGGAAUGAUUUAGUUAAUAAUUUAUGGGCAAAAUCAUUAAGAGCAUAUGCAAUAUUCAAAGAUCAAUGUUAUUCGAUAUAUGGAUUAGAAUUAUUAAUAUGUAUGCUGUUAACUAUAAUUUUAGUGUGGAAAUCAGAAAGAAAUCGUUUUAAAGACAUUAAUGAAUUGAUUAAAUUAAAACGAGCACAGGUUAUUAUGGAACCAAAUACAUGGGGAAUUAAAAAAACCCGAAAAAAUGCUGAAAUACAAAUGCAACAUGCAAUAACAAUAUUAAAAAAUACACAUGGUCAUUUAGAAGAAAUGGUCGCAUAUUUAAAGAAGAAAACUUCCUGCUCAGCAUGCAGUAAAAUGGCACAAGAACAUUUACAAAAAGAACGACAACGUGAAUUACGUGAGAGUACAAAUUGGUUAAAUAAAACUCGUAAACAUUAUACUUAA
Molecule: messenger RNA, 510 nt
Organism: Chrysoperla carnea
Lineage: Eukaryota; Metazoa; Arthropoda; Insecta; Neuroptera; Chrysopidae
Exons: 2
Coding region: 1-510 (169 amino acids)
Source: RefSeq, a predicted model, not a curated record